AUGAACCCCCAAAUAGACACUUCAAAGUAUAAGGUCCUCACUGAGGGCUCUGCAUCUGUUCUUUUCCCACCAGACCAGGUCUUUUACAAUCCUGUUCAGCAGUAUAACAGAGACCUGAGCUCGCUAGCUAUUCGCGCAUUCUCUGAGAUAUAUUACGAAGAAAAGCUUGCAAGAAAGCGCAAGCAUGACAAAGAGUCUCCUGAUUUAAAAGAUUCCGAGCCGCAGCCGUACUUGAGAAUUUUGGAAGCACUCUCUGCUACAGGUCUUCGGGCUAUUCGGUAUGGUAAAGAGAUUCCACUCGUUUCUAAGGUGGUAGCAAACGAUCUUUCUAAAGAUGCUGUCAACGCCAUUAAUCUAAACAUUGAAUAUAACAAAAUACAGGACAAAGUGGAGGCCAAUGAGGGAGACGCUAUCCGGGUGAUGGCUGAUUCAAAGGACCAAUUCCAUGUUGUUGAUCUGGAUCCCUAUGGAACUGCAGCUCCCUUUGUCGACUCGGCUUUAAAUUCACUCAAGGACGGGGGCCUUUUGCUGGUCACUUGCACGGAUCUUGGUGUGCUAGCUGGAGCUGGCUAUCCAGAGAAAUGUUUUGCAUUAUACGGAGGAAGUCCAUUGCACGGAGACGUUACUCAUGAAUCCGCUCUUAGACUCGUCUUGCAUAUGAUCUCAACGACUGCUGCCAAAUACAAAAAAUGGAUCGAGCCGCAGCUCUGUUUAUCCAUUGACUUUUACGUCCGUCUGUUCAUACGGGUUAGAACGUCCCCUAUCAAGGUUAAAGAGCUCGCGUCCAAUCAAAUGAUAUGCUAUAAAUGCUCUGGAUGCUACGCUAUUUACAAUCAGCCUCUCGGGCGAUGGACGGAGAAUCCAAAUGCAACAGCAAAACAAAAUAGUAAGAAGUACGGCCUGAGUAAAGGGCCGCCUGUUGGUCCAGAGUGCACAUUCUGCGGCUUUACAAAUCACCUUUGUGGUCCAAUGUGGAGAGGACCUCUGCACAAUCCCGCAUUUAUUGACCGCGUUCUUGGCCUGGAAGAGUCGGCAGAUGAGUCUAUAUUCAAGACUCGGCCUAGAAUCAAGGGUAUGCUGACCAUGGCCAAGAAUGAGCUAGUGGACGUUCCUUUCCAUAUCAAGACAACGACAGUUUCUGCAAUUCUGAAAGGACCAAGUCCAUCGCUUGAUACAUUUGCGGCUGCACUGUCAAAUCUUGGAUACCGGGUCUCGCUCUGCCAUUCGACCCCCGGUGCAAUUAAGACUGACGCCCCGUAUGAGGUUAUCUGGUAUGUCGGUAAGCUGUGGACAGAGAAGAAUGGAGUGACGGCCGACAAAUUGAACCCAAACACUGCAGGACACAGAAUCAUGACUGACAACUCAAUUGGCAAAAACAUUGAUCUUGCCUCUCUAAACAAGGAGAAGAAAGUCGACGAUAUAACCUGGUUGUUCCAGCCCAACGGGGAAAGCAAGAAGUUGAAGGAAUUGCGGAAGAUAAAGAUUGUCAGAUACCAGGAAAACCCAACGGCCAAUUGGGGUCCUAAAGCCAGACCUCAUUAA
Messenger RNA from Ogataea parapolymorpha DL-1, 1542 nucleotides. Its product is annotated as tRNA (guanine(26)-N(2))-dimethyltransferase, mitochondrial. Gene Ontology annotation, cellular component: nucleus. NCBI's taxonomy places the organism in Eukaryota, Fungi, Ascomycota, Pichiomycetes, Pichiales, Pichiaceae. The coding region runs from base 1 to 1542 and encodes 513 amino acids. Gene Ontology annotation, molecular function: RNA binding. Gene Ontology annotation, biological process: tRNA N2-guanine methylation. The transcript has a single exon. The record is from RefSeq and is a predicted model, not a curated record.